AUGGGUGGUGGUGCUAACUGUGGAGGUGGUGGAGGUCGUGGCGGUGGCAGUGGUGCUGGUGGCGCUAAUGGCGCUCAAGGUGGUGGUGCUGCUGGGGUUGGUGGAAGUGAUGGUGGUGGGGGUGACAAUAAAGGUGGUGAAAUCAUGUCUUGA
Messenger RNA from Prunus armeniaca (apricot), 153 nucleotides. The record is from the annotation of a GenBank genome assembly. NCBI's taxonomy places the organism in Eukaryota, Viridiplantae, Streptophyta, Magnoliopsida, Rosales, Rosaceae.